AUGGCGAUUUGGCGACGCUUUGUCUAUUUAUCACAAUCCAGAAUGGCUGAAGAUUUGGAUGUUGAAGCUAUGCUUGAAGCUCCUUACAUUAAAUCUAAGUAUCCCUGUGUGAUGUUAGCGCUGUGUUCAACCUUAGUCAGUGGUUUUGAGAACGGUAAGUUUAUAUCUGGAACAGCUCAACCACCACCCAUGGGCACACGGUCAUUCAAACAGCCUACUGAUAACUCGUCAUCGAAGCAUCGAUCGGACAAGUACUCUGAAAAGCAUAGAGACAAAGACAAGGACAGUAGUCGAAGACGUAGCAGAUCAAGAGACAGAAGAAGAUCGCGGGAUAGGGAUCGCCGGUCAAGAGACCGAGACGACAAGAGAGACAGGGAUCGCGAUAAGGAUAGAGAGCGCAAGGAUCGUGAUAAGGACCGUAACUACAGAGACAAAGACCGUGAUCGAGAAAGAGAGCCGAGGGAUAAAGAACGUGAAAGAGAUCGUGAUAAGAGACGUAGCAAAGAAAGAAAUCGCAGUCGAGACAGAGAAAGAAGUCGUGAAGCACAUUCGCACAAAAGAGAAAAAAGUGGAGAAGAAGAACCUAGAAAGGAAUACAGGUCUGCGUCAAGAGGAGUUGAACCAAAAUUGGAGGAUUUACCUCCAGAGGAGCGGGAUCUGCGCACAGUAUUUUGCAUGCAACUAUCACAAAGAAUAAGAGCUAAAGAUUUAGAAGAAUUUUUUUCGUCUGUUGGGAAAGUAAGAGAUGUUAGACUUAUUACAUGUAAUAAAACAAGACGGUUCAAGGGUAUAGCUUACAUUGAGUUCAAAGAUGCCGAAUCUGUUCCCCUAGCAUUAGGUUUGACUGGGCAAAAGUUGUUGGGUGUUCCUAUUAUUGUUCAACACACACAAGCAGAAAAAAACAGAGUUGGUAACUCCUUACCAAACUUAGCACCAAAGGCCAGUAAUGGUCCAACAAGGUUAUAUGUUGGUUCCCUUCACUUUAAUAUCACCGAAGACAUGCUAAGAGGAAUUUUUGAACCAUUUGGUAAAAUUGAUCACAUUCAACUCAUGACUGAUCCAGAUACUGGAAAAAGUAAAGGCUAUGGUUUUCUCACAUUCCACAAUGCCAAUGAUGCUAAGAAAGCUAUGGAGCAAUUGAAUGGGUUUGAGCUUGCUGGCCGGCCUAUGAAAGUUGGCAAUGUGACUGAGCGAGCUGAUGGAGGAUCUAACACACGCUUUGAUGCUGAUGAACUGGACCGGGCUGGAGUGGAUUUAGGUGCUACAGGCCGCUUACAGUUAAUGUUCAAACUAGCUGAGGGCACAGGGUUACAGAUCCCACCAGCUGCAGCUUCAGUAUUAAUGGGUGCCGGAACCGCUUUAGCUGCUCAACCACAAAUAGCUCCGCCAAUUGCAACACAAUGUUUUAUGCUCAAUAAUAUGUUUGACCCAGCUACGGAAACAAACCCCAAUUGGGACAUAGAGAUACGGGAUGAUGUUAUCAGUGAAUGUAAUAAGCAUGGUGGUGUUUUGCAUGUGUACGUCGAUAAGGCGUCGCCCCAAGGAAAUGUAUACUGCAAAUGCCCUACUAUAGCAACGGCCGUCGCCUCUGUCAACACGCUGCACGGCCGAUGGUUCGCAGGGCGCGUGAUCACAGCAGCCUAUGUUCCCCUUGUCAAUUAUCAUUCCCUAUUUCCCGACGCCAUGACUGCUCUCACACUACUGCUGCCAACAAGGCAAAAAUAA
Messenger RNA from Leptosia nina, 1725 nucleotides. The record is from the annotation of a GenBank genome assembly. NCBI's taxonomy places the organism in Eukaryota, Metazoa, Arthropoda, Insecta, Lepidoptera, Pieridae.